GUCACGUGGUCGUGGGUCUACUUUCAGUUCGUGUACAGCAGGACGGCGGUGUUGGUCUAGCUAGCAGCAUGAAGAAUAACGGGCUUCCUGAACUGAUUCCAUGCCUUGAUGUCAAGGAUCCACAGUUUGAUGGCGUUGUCGUGGUAACAGAUAGCGUGACCAAAUUAUCAGGUGUCAAUAACAACCUGGAGUGUUUAAAGGCUCCACUGGAAAGUUAUAGUCAGGUGGAUUCAUCGUUUGGUAAGGAAGUAACCCUGGUUGAUACCGACGUUAUACCUUCAAGGCGGUUGAUCUUUUCUCCAACUGGACCUCUGAACCGGGACUACGAUGAUGUGAGACGAUUUGCUGAUGCUGGGACGAAAGGCAUCCAAAGGGCACUAAAAGCUGGAUGUAAACGCCCCCUACUGGUGAGACCUAUAGACAGUAGUUUCCCGAAGGCUGGCAGCGUUACAACCCUCGCUGUACUCCAGGCUGUCUAUGUGCCCCUGGAGAUACGAGAGGAUGUCCCAGACAAGAGUCCUAAAAUCUCCAAACUUGGGGUUUGGUGCAAUGACCUUGAGCGUGUAACCCAGGGCAUCGACCUUGCCAAUGCUUUGGAGAAAGGCAGGAUCGUGACACGUGACAUUGGUGGCUCGGAUCCGGAACGCAUGGCAGCCCCGCGUGUGGAGGAGUAUGUCACUUCACUGUUCAGGAACUCAUCAGUCAAGGUGACGGUUCACGCUGAUGAUGGUCAGUUUCAAAAUGAGUAUCCACUACUGGCCGCAGUCAACAGGGCCGCUAACAAAGUAGACAGACACCGUGGUCGCCUGAUCUUCCUUGAGUAUAAAGGGGAAGGCAAGGUGGAGAAAACCCUGUUUUUAGUGGGAAAGGGGAUCACCUAUGACACUGGUGGAGCUGAUAUCAAGGCCGGAGGUGUGAUGGCUGGCAUGCACAGGGACAAAUGUGGUGCAGCCACUGUGGCAGGAUUCUUCGAGACAUUAUCGGAAAUGAAGCCAAAGGGAAUCAAAGUUAUAGGAGCACUCUGCAUGGUUAGAAACAGCGUGGGAUCAGAGUGUUACGUGGCAGAUGAAAUCAUCACCUCCAGGGCUGGGGUGAGAGUUCGUGUGGGCAACACUGAUGCUGAAGGUCGUAUGGUGAUGGCUGAUGUACUGUGUAAAUGUAAGGAAAUGGCUCUUGAUGCUACAAACCCAGAACUGUUCACCAUAGCAACACUGACCGGCCAUGCUAUCCGAGCCAUGGGGCCAAAAUAUUCAAUUAUCAUGGACAAUGGACCAGCUCGUCAGCUCAACACUGCUCGCAGCAUGCAGGAGAUCGGGGAUGUCUGGGGUGACCCCUUCGAAGUCUCAACUAUCCGACGUGAAGAUUUUGAGUUCCACACCGGAAAGUCUGAGUAUGAAGAUAUACUCCAGUCAAACAACAUGGCGUCCUCAGCCACAGCCCGAGGACACCAGUCGCCUUCAGCCUUCCUCAUCAUGUCCUCUGGACUAAGCAAGCAUGGUGUGGACUCGGACAAGCCACUUCCCUACUCCCAUCUGGACAUUGCUGGAUCCUCUGGCCCCUUCCCAGGAGUCCCCACUGCUGCACCCCUAGUUGCCAUGGCAGCCAAGUACAUUGUUCCGAGGAUGUGAUUGCUUUUUGGACCAGUUAACUACACUUGACAUGGGAUUUUGUUACAGGAACUGUCAGACUCCUAUUAUUGUAAAACGUUGUUCACAAGGUACAUGGGGUUUUGUAACAGGAACUGUCAGACUCCUAUUAUUGUAAAACGUUGUUCACAAGGUACAUGGGAUUUUGUUACAGGAACUGUCAGACUCCUAUUAUUGUAAAACGUUGUUCACAAGGUACAUGGGAUUUUGUUACAGGAACUGUCAGACUCCUAUUAUUGUAAAACGUUGUUCACAAGGUACAUGGGAUUUUGUUACAGGAACUGUCAGACUCCUAUUAUUGUAAAACGUUGUUCACAAGGUACAUGGGAUUUUGUUACAGGAACUGUCAGACUCCUAUUAUUGUAAAACGUUGUUCACAAGGUACAUGGGAUUUUGUUACAGGAACUGUCAGACUCCUAUUAUUGUAAAACGUUGUUCACAAGGUACAUGGGAUUUUGUUACAGGAACUGUCAGACUCCUAUUAUUGUAAAACGUUGUUCACAAGGUACAUGGGAUUUUGUUACAGGAACUGUCAGACUCCUAUUAUUGUAAAACGUUGUUCACAAGGGACAAGGUUGAUUUCAUUGCUGUGUAUGAUUAUGAAGGUAAUUAUACGCCUGCCAGGUUGUAAUUAUAUUUCUCAUGUAUUACUGUAAACCUACUUGCCAACUUUUUGAAAUUUCUAUGGGGGAGAUUCUUUAUGCUCAAAAUUAAAAUUAAAUGGCUGUAUACACCCUCUAGAGACAGAAUAACCCUUUAAAAUGACAUAUUUUGAGUUGUUCUUUCAGAUGAAAUCAUUAGAUCUUAGAAUAUAGGAACAGUUUAGCAAAUUCACUGGUUGAAAACACUAAAUUUAAGGGCCCAAAAUCGGGAGUCUCCCUCCUAAAUAGGGAAGUGUAAUUUCUCCUGUACUUGUAUGGGAUCAUGGGAUGUAGUGAUACUUUUCUUGUUUUAUUGCAGAUAGAAUUCCAUUGUAUUAUUUUGUGAGUGAUAAUAUUCUGUUGUGAUUGUUUUUCAGAUGUAAUUUAAUUUUAUUGAAUUAUUUUGCGAGUGAUUAUAUUCUGUAUUUUUUCCAGAUGUAAUUUAAUUUCAUUGUUUUAUUUUGAGAGUGAUUAUAUUAUACUUUUUUCAGCAUUACCACAACAGUUAAUUUGAAACUAUAUGAUUAUUAUGUACAAUUUAUACAUAUUUAGUCCCAUGUCAUUUUUAUGCAGUAAAAAAACACAUGGAAAUUGUUGUUCACCAUUCACUAAUCUAAUGAAUGUGAUGUUUUUACGAUACCAAUAGGUUGAAAUAAGGUUUUUCUUUGGUCAUAUGUAGGUCAGAAUCCCAUCCCCUGUAUAAUCAACAUCCCUGUCUAUAUUGGGUUUCAGAGUUUCAUGUGUUGAAUAAUAAAAUGUUAAUCUUGUCUAAUCCAAACGCUAUCUAUUCUAGAAACCAAAGUCUGUUAUAUCAGUGGUUGUGAAUGUGUUUUCGUGGUCAACUCUCCCCACUUAAAGUAUUUAUCUAGACGUGAAAUGGGCAAUUAUACUAAAUAAUUCAGCAUCAAAAUGGUGGUUUUCUUUUUAUACUGUUCUUACCUAGGCACUGUAUUUCAAAGUAUAUUAAAAUUGAAUAGAUAUAAAAAUGAUAUAGAAUUACUUCUUCCUGCAUAAACCUGGGCAUGUAUUAUUCAGUUAUAAAGGAAAAUUACAAAUUUAUAAAUAACACUGUACAUCAAUAAAUUUUUGUAAGAAUUUUUCCAAGUUAUCAGUGAUUGGUGAAUAUUCCAGCCGUCCAACAGGUGCACGUUUGUAUGUGACUGUACGAGAUCAGACCUAUGUUUGUAUGUGGCUGUACGUAAUCAGACCUACGUUUGUAUGUAGGUGUACGAGAUCAGACCAAUGUUUGUAUGUGGCUGUACGUAAUCAGACCUACGUUUGUAUGUGGCUGUACGAAAUCAGACCUACGUUUGUAUGUAGGUGUACAAGAUCAGACCUACAUUUGUAUGUGGCUGUACGAGAUCAGACCUACGUUUGUAUGUGGCUGUACGAGAUCAGACCUACGUUUGUAUGUGGCUGUACGAAAUCAGACCUACGUUUGUAUGUGGCUGUACGAAAUCAGACCUACGUUUGUAUGUGGCUGUACGAAAUCAGACCUACGUUUGUAUGUGGCUGUACGAAAUCAGACCUACGUUUGUAUGUGGCUGUACGAAAUCAGACCUACGUUUGUAUGUGGCUGUACGAAAUCAGACCUACGUUUGUAUGUGGCUGUACGAAAUCAGACCUACGUUUGUAUGUGGCUGUACGAAAUCAGACCUACGUUUGUAUGUGGCUGUACGAAAUCAGACCUACGUUUGUAUGUGGCUGUACGAAAUCAGACCUACGUUUGUAUGUGGCUGUACGUAAUCAGACCUACGUUUGUAUGUGGCUGUACGAAAUCAGACCUACGUUGGUAUGUAGGUGUACAAGAUCAGACCUACAUUUGUAUGUGGCUGUACGAGAUCAGACCUACGUUUGUAUGUGGCUGUACGAAAUCAGACCUACGCUUGUAUGUGGCUGUACGAAAUCAGACUUACGUUUGUAUGUAGGUGUACGAAACCAGACCUACGUUUGUAUGUGGCUGUACGAAAUCAGACCUACUUUUGUACGUGGCUGUACAAAAUCAGACCUACGUUUGUAUUUGGCUGUAGAGAACUGCUUUGUUUUGUUUAUCAGCAUGGUGGAUGAUUACGAAAUCAGAUAAAUAAAUUAUUACAGAUUGGC
This is a messenger RNA of Mizuhopecten yessoensis (Yesso scallop), 4390 nucleotides long. RefSeq names its product putative aminopeptidase W07G4.4. Bases 69 to 1628 code for a protein of 519 amino acids. Gene Ontology annotation, biological process: proteolysis. Gene Ontology annotation, cellular component: cytoplasm. The record is from RefSeq and is a predicted model, not a curated record. Gene Ontology annotation, molecular function: metalloaminopeptidase activity; manganese ion binding. Lineage: Eukaryota; Metazoa; Mollusca; Bivalvia; Pectinida; Pectinidae. The transcript has 16 exons.